AUGACGCCCGUCGCAGGCUCGUCCUCGAGCGGUCUUCUGCCAGGAGCUGUCAGGUCCGGCUCGACAAGGACAGCGAGCAGAUCGAAGACAAACAAGCGCAUCGACCAGGAACGCAUCGUCGACCACCUCUUGGCCGUCUUUUUGGAUUCACAGGAUGCACCAUCAACGCCAUCGAGCUCAUCGAGAGCAUCACAAAAGGCCAAGGCCAUUAACUUCGUCGAGAAGGACUCGUGGUCACCCGCGGACGACGACGAGAUUGCCGCGGCCUUACAAGGACUUUCGCUCAAGCACAGCAUCCACCUCGACUACGAACUUGCCACCGCGCUCAAGCGAUGCUAUUCGCAGCUCCUCGUAUCAUGCGAGCGAUCAGUGCGUCUCACGGAUCAGGCUCGCGAGAGUGAAAAGCGACGAGGAUCCGCAAAUGCCCGCAAUCUGCCAGAUCCCUUGGUUCGACCGGAUAACGUCGCGGAUGCCGUUCGCUUCCUGCUGCAGCUCUCCAAGCCGGCAGACGUCACCGCACGCACUACUGCCAAUCUCAUGCUCAACGCGACACAAUCGAAUCGAGCACAGUAUCUGACACCGGAGCAGCGGAGGCAGGCAGAGAAACGCGAAUGGCUUGGCAUCCUAGUCGACGAGCCGUUGGAAGGCGACGUUUGGGCCGACGAUGACGUGGAUCAAGACACCUCCGAUCUAUCGGAUUGGAGUCUGGAUUCGGACGACGAGAAGCGACUCAGGAUCGGGGAAGGCUACGACAGCGACAAAGAGAUUCGUAAAAGGAGAGACCGACUCACAGCGAUCUCAGAUUCGAUACGACCUUCAGCCUCGUCUACACAGGACUACGCACAGCGCGAGCAAUGGUCUCGUGCUCAUCAACACAGACAACAAGCACUCAGAGCCGCUGGGAGUGGCACGCCAGCCAACCUCUCCGAAUCAGAUGUCGUCAGGGAGAGUGUCUCUGCGCUGCUAGGCUGCACAUGCGCGCUCUUUCCGCCACAGCAGAGCGUACCGAGUGGCCUGAGCGAGCAGUUGGGAGCCAUCACCUCGAUCGCGAGCACUUUGACAUCUCUGCGGAGAUUCGUGGGCGGUGCGAUCUCACAAGGCAUUCAAGCUGUCAACGCCCUCACCCGCACACCCGCCGUCGAAGCCUUCGCCGAGCAAUUGCGGAUUCUCCUCGAACGCUUGCACUCCCGACUCUCUGAGAUGGACGCCGACAUUGCCGCUGCUUCGAUGUCAUUGCAGCCGAUCAACAUCCGGACGGACAGAUAUGCAACAAUGACACAGCUGCUCGAGUUUCUGCAUCGCGAGGCAGCUUCCGUACUACUCUUGGCCCGACUUCUGGAGGAGUUGGGCUUCAUCUCAAAUCGUAAAGCCGCGCCGGAUACUUUCGCGGCGCAUGUCUCUAGCGAUCGCGCCCUCAUCGACGGCCUGCAAGCCCUUCUCGGCUUCGUUCACCAACAGGACGAGGUCGCGUAUUGCGACGACGUUCUUGCGGACCUCAGCACCUGUCUGCUCGCUGCUUGCCGACCCGCAUGGCGGUCCGUCUGUCGCCUGCUGCAAAGAGGCCUCAGCUUUGCUGUCAAUCGCGCCGACGACCUUCUCUUCAAGGAUCGCCUCGUCCAGCACAUGAUCAAGCACGAUGCGUCACUGUCCACAUCAGACAGCACGUUCUGGACCUCGGGGUACAAUGCCAAGCACUCGAGGGGCCAUGCAACACUGGACGACGUUGUCGACCAAGGCUAUAGCCCGCCUGCAUUCCUGCAAUCCAUCGUGCAGGACGUGGUGACAACGGCAAAGGGUGUUGGACUGCUCCGCAGCCUGGGCAUUGAUGCGCUCGGCGAAGUCCAGCCAGACGGGGACCUCGAUCGCAUCCUUGGCCUUCGCAGUCUAGUACCAGCAAGCGUACUCCAGCAAGGGCGAGGAAGGCACCAAGAAGGCGAUGUCGAGCACGCGCUCACCGGCGGCAACGCCUCAGUCAAACACGCUGCCGCAACACCGGAGGCAGCCAAGGCCACCCUUCGACGACUCCUAUUCCCCAAGAGCGCCCAAGGCGCCGAAUCAAAGCCAUUAGAGGAGACCUUGCCGCAGACACCACUCUCACAGCCGGACUCUGAGCCGUCGUGGCAGCUCGGAUCAGCGAAUCGCAGAUCGCGCACAUCGAAUCGACUUCUCGAGCCCAUGCUCGGGCAAGCACUCCAGGAGCAUCUUUCGCCCAUCUCUGCUAUCGUCCGCAAGCGCCUGUUCGAGGUGCUCUCCUCGCCCGUCACCGAUGGCGGAUACGCAUUGCAGACCCACCUGAGAGCGUGCCACGGACUCUUUCUUAUGCAAGAGGGCGCCGAGAUGACCAGCUGGUUCGACUCGCUCUUUCGUGAUCUCGAUCGACCCAAUGGCACGAUUCGUGCCGUUCACCAACACCGUCUCAACUCGACCUUCAUCGACGUGCUCGAGGCGCACGAGCCGGGCCGCGCUGGACAGGUAUGGAUCGAUGCGAAUCUGGUGCGCUUCUUCACUGGUGACGACGACGCCGACAGCGCAGCAGCAAUCCGACAGAGAACCCGGAUUCGCCGAUUGGCCGAUGUACAAGUCGAAUACGAGGUGCCGUGGCCACUUACGUUUGCUUUCCCCACCGCUUGCAUGCGGUUCUACCAGACCAUGUUCACUACGCUACUCCAAGCCAGAUAUGCACAGUGGAAGCUGUCAGCGACGCUGAAGCUGGCAAAGCCCGAGACGAUGCACAUGCGCAAAUUCUGGGCGCUCCGUCGACAAGCUCAGUGGCUCGUUCGAACGCUGAUCGCUUUCCUGCAGAGCGACGUGCUGCUGGACGGCAGCGAGCGACUUUGUGCAGCUCUCGAAGGCGCGACCUCGCUCGACAGCGCGAUCCAGAUUCACACCGAGGCGCUCGAGCGGAUGGAGAAGCUGUGCUUCCAUCGCAUCGAGCAGGUGAAGGUGAAGGAGCUCUUCGGCGCCGCUUGGCGCAUUGGAGCCGAGGUGGUCAACAAUUACGAACGAUUCAUCGGCACAAGCAGUCAGGGCGAGGACCGACUUGCGCGGCGAAAACGGCGAGAGCGACGCAAGAAGCAGAGAGACAGGGCGAAGCGCGAAGGCGCACCGCUAGGAGCGAUCGUCGAAGAGGACGAAGAGGAGGAAGAGGAGGAUGCGGAAGACGACCAGAACGAGGCGGAUUACGGUGAACUUUUACGCGACUACGACGGUCCUGCGCAGCCCGGUGCGUACGACGUUUACAGCGACGACGUCACACUAGCCCGCUCGGACGCAUUCGGCUCAACCUCUGUCGACGCCUCGAUGAGCGUCGAUACGUCUGCGAGCUGGCUGGACUCCGAGACGAACAAGCGCGAGCGGUUCCGGGUAGAAUGCGAGCGCCAACGCAAAGCUCUGCUUCGACUGGUGGAAGAGCUCAAGGUCAAUGUCGACGACCAGAUUGGCAGGAUCGCGGCACGGGCAGCGGCACAAGCUCAGGAUGCGACGCUCGCCGACCGGGCUUUGCAAGAGCAUGACUAUGCAAGGGCAAAGUGGCAGGGCUUGCUCGAUGCGCUUGCUUGGUCCGACCUGAGCUACUGA
This is a messenger RNA of Kalmanozyma brasiliensis GHG001, 3576 nucleotides long. RefSeq names its product Gamma-tubulin complex component protein. Gene Ontology annotation, cellular component: spindle pole; centrosome; gamma-tubulin complex. Lineage: Eukaryota; Fungi; Basidiomycota; Ustilaginomycetes; Ustilaginales. The transcript has a single exon. The record is from RefSeq and is a predicted model, not a curated record. Gene Ontology annotation, biological process: microtubule nucleation; mitotic cell cycle; meiotic cell cycle. Gene Ontology annotation, molecular function: gamma-tubulin binding; microtubule minus-end binding. The coding region runs from base 1 to 3576 and encodes 1191 amino acids.